AUAUAAAUGUAUAUGAAGACCAAUGCAGUUACGACCAAGAUAAAAAUCCUGGUUUUAGAUAAUUUUUGAUGAUGUUAUCAGACGGCGUGAGUGCUCGAGAAAAGAAUUCAGAUAAAGUGUGAAAGCAACGCUACAUGGAAUUGCAAAUGCACGAAAUCAUCCGUCCUUGCUAUCGACGUCUUAUUAUGUCUAAUAUGUGCAAACAGGCGAUCGAUAGGAACAAAAACAAGCACAAAAUCUUUGAUGUUACGUUAGCUCCUCACGAACAUUUUUUCAUAACUUGACGUAUGUUGUGAGUAUUUGUCGACUCUCGAGCCAGCUCCCGGAUCAACGGAGUGAGACGCUCUCUAUAGUACAGGCCAUUCAGAACAUAAGUUUUUUUAGGAGGUCACACAGCUUCGUAGUGCCUUCCAUAUCGAUUGCAACAGCCACUGUAUUCCGCAGAACCUGCAUAUCUCACCAUUGGGAAUUGACGGCCUAGCAACUAUUGACUAUUAGACUCUGGUUCGACAUUCACAGACUACCUUAAAAAAUUAGCUCAGUUUGACGGCAACAACGUCAUCUUGCCGACCGCAUGCGCAGUAGAAUAAGGCGCCUUCUAUUCCAUUGUUUGCGUGUAGCACGACUGGAAGCAGCUCACCGAUUCUUUGUGACCAUACACGUAACGUAAUCGAUUUUAAGAAUCAAACGCACGAGCUGGCCGUCAUGGCGCUCAAUGAAAACUCCAUACCCAACACCGUCGAUACCACUAAUCAGCUCCAUCGUAUUCCACCUCAACGCGAAUUCAUAUUCGAAUGUCCAUGGAAUCACUGCUCGAGAAGCGGUGAUUGUGCUUAAAUGGAUGUAGGUUACACGCAUAAAAAUGUCGAGAUGGAAUGAUAUAAUGACUCGUCCGUAAACAUUUCGGUCAGUACACUGGUGGCGUUAAGUAUCGUCGCAACAGUGAGUACAAAUGUCACUCGUCAAUCGAUUGAUUGCCCAGACUUUUCAUGUCAAUUAAGCGUAGAUGCUUCAGCGUUGUGCAACACUUUGUAUCGUCAAAAAGAUUUUUUUAACAGGAACUGCGCAUUGGCUUCCUGUGCUUUUACAGCCAAAUCAGAUACGAGCGGCGCAUUUGGAUGUACCAUGACUGAAAUCUGGUUGAGGUUGCCGAAUUGAUAAAAAAACAAUUAUGAAAGUUUAUGAACGUGGGAUUUCCAAGUUACAGCCGACUGGCUUUAGUCAAAAAUGACGUGAUGCUACCUUGCAAACAAAUUCACUAUUCAUUAUAAGCACGCUUGAUGCAAUAGAGCUACAUAUGCAUUAGCUACGGACCGAUCAGGUACUAUGAGACGAGCACUAGGUUGGUAUAGGGCGGAUGGCAGUACCGUGAUCGAAACCAUGGAAGAUUUUGUCGCUGAUGCUGAGAUGCAGUCACUUGGACGGUAUUGUUCAUUCAAAAAAGAUACAAUGGAGCCAUUCAAAAAGCAGGUAUUACUCUUUUCUCAACAAGACUGUUCAUUCUCUUGACUAUGGUAACCACAACACGAUCAUUUUCAGCGAAACGGAACUCAUUUUAACGGUCGGAUGUGCUUUCAUCUGAAAUAACCACGCUCAUUUCGGUUAUAAUCGCUGUGAUGGCGGCCUUGAUUGUGUCAUUGAUGCUGGCUUGCUAUCGUAGCACCUAUGGGCAUCGCUUUAUCGAUUCAUCGCUUUAUCGAUUCAUUGCUCUUGAAAUUGUUUGUCACCUUCAUUUGAACAUGGAGACAGCAACCAACCAUGCGGUAGUAUUUAUUACUAAAUUUACGUGAAGCUACUGCAGUUUUAACACUGAUAUGGAGACUGAAUCUUAAGAUCCAUGCAGUCCAACUUAUUAGUCAGGAUGCUGCUAGUAGCGAUUCUUUGGCAAAUUCAUUCCAACAAGUCAUAAGCAAAUUUCUUAACUAGGAAUACAAAAAGAUAACAAGUCGCGAUCAAAACACCUUCAUUCAGACUGAUGAAGGAUAUAAGGCUUCAAACGAAGCUCUUAACGACUAAGACAUGAAGAAAUAUAUUGAAGAGAUAGAUUAUACAAGGAGAUGAAUUUGAAAGUAGCUGUUGAGAACACAAUAACGUGUACCAGUAUUGAUGAAGAGUCUCGCAACAAAAACGAUGAGCGUGAUCAAUAACCGUCAAUCUAAGCAAAAUUUCUUAAUUGCCGGUAUCUGUGGUUGACAUAACUCUCUGGUCCAGGAUUUAAUAAAAUACAUCCAAGAUCGAAAGUAAUGACUCCUCAAGAGGUGGAGACGUGAGAUCUUGCUAAGAAAAUGAUUCUCGUACAGCUGCCAAAUGUUUUCAUCUGUAAUUUUUGUAGCAUUCUCCGACUA
Messenger RNA from Plasmopara halstedii, 2345 nucleotides. RefSeq lists its product as uncharacterized. The record is from RefSeq and is a predicted model, not a curated record. Bases 1327 to 1509 code for a protein of 60 amino acids. The transcript has a single exon. NCBI's taxonomy places the organism in Eukaryota, Oomycota, Peronosporomycetes, Peronosporales, Peronosporaceae.